This is a messenger RNA of Helobdella robusta, 930 nucleotides long. RefSeq lists its product as hypothetical. The coding region runs from base 1 to 930 and encodes 309 amino acids. The transcript has 6 exons. Lineage: Eukaryota; Metazoa; Annelida; Clitellata; Rhynchobdellida; Glossiphoniidae. Gene Ontology annotation, molecular function: protein binding. The record is from RefSeq and is a predicted model, not a curated record.
AUGGCCAGCAACAACAAUAAUAAUAAUAAUAACAGUAACAUUAAUAAUAACGAUGAUUCGAAGCCAAAGUUGAACUUUCACUGCCAACUAGCUCAGGGUAGUCCCACUGGGAUAAUAUCCGGAUUCACUAACGUCAAGGAGUUAUACCAGAAGAUUGCGGCCUGUUAUGAUAUUAAACCAUCAGAGAUCUUAUUCUGCACCUUAAACACUCACAAAAUUGACAUGGCGCGUUUGCUGGGGGGGCAGUUGGGCCUUGAAGAUUUCAUAUUCGCCCACGUGAAGGGCCGUCCAAAGGUCGUCGAUGUGGAGAAAAGCGAGGAAGCUCUCGGUCUUACCAUUACGGAUAAUGGGGCCGGUUUGGCAUUCAUUAAAGCUAUAAAGGAAGGUAGCGUAAUGAGCAAGAUAGAUGGACUGAUCGUCGGGGACCACAUAGAAAAAAUAAACAACGUUUCCGUAGUUGGAAGUCGUCAUUUUGAGGUGGCCAAGAUGUUAAAGGAGAUCCCAGUGAAUUCAACCUUCUCUCUCAGGGUUGUUGAGCCAGAAAAAUCAGAUUUCGGUAGUCCCGUAACAAGCAAGAACCAGAAGACAUCGAAGGGCGGUAGCAUGGGUACGGGUAAAGAGACUCUGAGAUUAAGGCCAAAGGGGGCAGCCACUUUGGAAAUAGCUGAUGAUGUCUCAAGCGUAGCAGUAGACAAAAUAAAUGCCAUGUUGGAAGGUUUUCUCGGGAUAAGUGAUGCCGAAUUAUCCCAAACAAUCUGGGAAUUGGGAAGCAAGAGUAACAAUCCCAGCGAGUUUGUUACGAUUAUUCGGGAUUCAGAUCUGAGUAUGUUUGGCUUUACGGAAGUUUUCAUAUUCGAGCUCUGGGGCGCCAUCUCAGACGCCAAACAGGGCAGGCUGAAAAAGAUCAAAGAGGUUGACGAAAAGUUCUAA